Messenger RNA from Penicillium concentricum, 1395 nucleotides. Its product is annotated as WKF domain-containing protein. The record is from RefSeq and is a predicted model, not a curated record. The coding region runs from base 1 to 1395 and encodes 464 amino acids. The transcript has a single exon. NCBI's taxonomy places the organism in Eukaryota, Fungi, Ascomycota, Eurotiomycetes, Eurotiales, Aspergillaceae.
AUGGCGCACCAGACGGACGUCCAGUCCCCGUCGAAAAAGCUCGAAUCUAAGCUCAAGAAGUCGAAGGAUUCUACAAAAGAGGAGGGAAGUGCAGACGCACAGGAGUCGACCCCCAGUAAAAAAGAUGCCAAGUCCGACAAGAAGGACAAGAAAAAGCGCAAGUCCGUUUCCGAGGAUGCGACACCCGAGACAGACGGCGAAUUGAAGAAAAAGAAGAAGCGCCGCCAUAGCGAAGAUGACAACGAUGAGAAUGGCAAGGACGAAUCGCACAAGCAAAAGAAGAAGCGGGUUUCGUUCGGACCUGGAACAAAGGAAUUCGACGGUGACUCUGAAAGCGAAUCGGACGAGGCUGACAGCAACGACGCUGUCGCAACCGACGGAGCCGACGCAGACGUCGAAGACGCUGGAGACCUGAUGUUCGAAGAGAUGAAGGAGCACAAGCGGAACAAGAAGAAGCAAAGGAAAAACGGCACCGCCGAUAUCCCAAUCCACGAGACGGCUAUCCUCUCGUACCUGAGCCAAUACCACCGUGCACGCGCGACAUGGAAGUUCCAAAAGAACCGGGAAACAAACCUGUUCAAGCACAUCUAUUCGCUUGAGGAGGUCCCCUCCAAGUACAACACAUCGUUGCUGGCGUACAUGCAGGGCCUGAAAGGUGAUGCCGCCAAGCAGCGAAUGAGCGAUGCUGCGAGGCUGGUGAUCAAGGCCGAUAUGGAUCUCGAUAAGCCCAAGGAGGAUGAAGAAGCAGAGGGUCAGGAGCCUAAAGGCCCAAGCCUCGAGUACCUGGAAGCUAUCAAUGCGUUCCGCGAGUGCUUGCCAACGGGAAGUGAGGACUUGGACAACGUCAACUUCGGAGAAAAGUUGGAGGGAGACGUCCAAAAGCGUUUGCCGAAGAGGCAGCGAGCAGAGCUGGUCUUUUUCGCUGUUGCCGGCAAGCUUUUCAGUGCUGAGGAUUUGAAGAAGCCGAAGAAGCCCAGGGCUGCCGAGCCCCCGGUGAACAAGAAGCGGAAGAACAGAACUAUGGUUGUUGAUAUCAGCAGCAGCGAAGAUAGUGAUGAUGAUGCCCCGGCUCCCAAGAAGGCUGUCAGCAAGCCUGCGCCGGAUAGCGAUGAUGAGACCUCGUCGAGCGGCAGCAGCAGCGACAGUGACAGCGACAGUGAUAAAAAGCCAUCUGCUCCCCGGGCCCCGGCCAAACAAAGUGCCGCGAACACACCUUCAUCGUCCGCCCCCAACGGUGGAAUGUCAAAGAAGGAGGCCAAAGCUGCCAAGAGGAAGGAGAAGUUUGUACCAGUCCGCGAGGAGAAGCUUAAGCCUGCUGUGCCGAAAAAGACACAGAAGCGAAAGCUCAGGACUGCUCAGAUCGAAAUCUCGAGCAGCGAAAGCGACAGCGAGUAG